UAGUUGUGCUCAAUGGUGCAUGUAGUGGUGUGUGCCUAGCCCCGGUCACGUGGGCAGCUGUCUAGUUCUCGUUAUGCGUCUAUAAAUUCUCCUUCUUAUAUGCAGUUGGCCCCUUCCCUAAGUAAGACGCCUUGUCCACGAGUCCAUCAACAGAGUAGCUACGACUUGUCAUAGAAUCAUGGCACAAGACCAGGCUUUUGUGACGUUGGCGACCAAUGACAACUAUGCCAGAGGAGCCAUGGUCCUGGGCAAGUCCCUGAGGAACCACAAGACAACCAGGAAGCUGGUGGUGAUGAUCGGACCCCACGUCUCUGACCCCUGCAAAGGAGUUCUUCACAAGAUCUUUGACGAGGUCUUGUUGGUGGAUGUGUUGGACAGCGGAGACUCAGCUCACCUGGCCCUGAUGAAGAGACCUGACCUGGGAGUCACCUUCACCAAGCUACGCUGCUGGACCCUUACACACUAUUCCAAAUGUGUCUUCAUGGACGCAGACACACUGGUGGUACAGAACAUAGAUGAGUUGUUUGAUAGAGAGGAGCUGUCUGCGGCCCCGGACCCCGGCUGGCCAGACUGUUUCAACUCCGGCGUGUUCGUGUUCCGGCCCUCCGACGAGACGUACAGCAAACUGCUCCAGUACUGCACAGAACACGGCAGCUUCGAUGGAGGAGACCAGGGGGUCUUGAAUGGCUACUUCAGUAACUGGGCAACAGCAGAUAUAUCCAAACACCUCCCCUUCAUCUACAACCUCAGCAGCAUAGCAAUCUACACCUACCUUCCAGCAUUCAAACAAUACGGGGGCAACGCCAAGGUGGUUCACUUCCUGGGUCAGACCAAGCCGUGGAGCUACACGUACGACCCCACCACCAAGAGGCUCAGCGGGGACAUGCAGGAGACCUCCACACACCCCAGCUUCCUCCUGGACUGGUGGUUCCUCUACUCGUCCUCUGUGGUGCCCAUGAUGGCGGAGGGAUACGGAGACCAGCCCUUCCACUCUGGCUGUGUGGAAGUCCGUCCAGAAUUCCAGUCCUCUGUCAAAGAAAGUUGUGGUCACCGUGGUCACUGGCCUGGGUCAUGGUCACAGAUCAUUAGUCACAAGGAAGGUGGCUGGAAGGGAAGCAGCACGUCACAUGACUCCCAUCACACUGAGCCAUACAUGUCACCAGAGACAUCCGAGGAACGCAAGCAGAAAUGGGAGCAGGGCCAGGCGGACUACAUGGGAAUGGACUCGUUUGACAAUAUCCAGAAAAAGCUUGAUGCUUUUCUCAAAUAGAGGAGAAACAGAGUUUGAGUGAUUCAGUUUAGUUAAUUCCCCCCCCCCCCCCCCCCCCCUCACACACAACUCUCCCAUUUUACCAAUAGUUGGUUCUCCAUAUUAGUGGGCCAUUACCCACCCCAGCUAGAACACAAUUCUGUUACGAUGGGAAACGUUCUGACAUUGUUGGCAAAGGGCAUCCAGCUGUGCAAUCCUUGUAUAGUAUGUUUAUCCUGUCCAUAUAUGUACUGUGACGAUUACGACACUGAAGAGCCAAUUUAUUGACCAGCUUUUACAAUACCUAUAUAUAUUUUUUUCUAUUUGUGAAGAAAAUGUUUAGAAUUUAAACCGCAAUAAAAUAAUAAAUAAAUUCUGGCCUUGGUAUAUGGACAUGAGCCUUUUUCCACGUGUGGACACUGACGAUCAAUACUGUAACUAAGACCUGAAUGCUUUGUCUUGCCAUGUCUACACAACCUGGGCCUUCAGAAAGUAUUCACAACCCUUCACUCGAUCCACAUUUAGUUGUUACAGAUUGCAUUUAAAAUGGAUUUUUAAACACAAUAUCUGAUUUUGUCAGUGGAUUGUUUUUUUUUGGUUGACACAUUUAACUGAAGUGUCUUGAGUCAAGUGUUCAACCCCUUAUGGCAAGCCUAAAUAAGUGCUUACCAUGAUUUUUUGAAUGACUACCUCAUCUCUGUACCCUCCCUACAUCUUUUAAGGUUGUGCAGUGAAUGUAACAAAUAAGAUUCAACCUCAGAAGGGCACCUAUUGGUAGAGGGGUAAACAUUUUUUAAAAGCAUACACUGAAUAUCCCUUUGAGCAUGGUGAAGUUACUAAACUUGGGACGGUGUAUCAAUACACCCAGUCACUACUACGAAGCAGGCGUCCUUCCUAACUCAGUUGCCUGAGAGGAAGGAAACCUCGCAUCGAUUUCACCAUGCGGCCAAUGGUGAGUUUAAUGGCUGUGAUAGGAGAACUGAGAAUAGAUCAACAUUGUAGUUACGCCACGAUACCGACCUAAUUGACAGUGAAAAGAAGGCACCCUGUACAGAAUAUGCAUCCUGUUUGCAAUAAGGCACUAAAGUAAAACGUAAAGAACUGUACUUUGUCCUGAAUAAAGUGUUAUGUUUGGGACAAAUCCAACACAUCACUGAGUACCACUCGCCAUAUUUUCAGGUUCUGGGUACGCUUGUCAUCGGCAAGGACGAGGGAGUUUUUUUUUAGGAAACAAAUAGAUCUAUAAGCACAGGCAAAAUCCUAGAGGAAACCCUGGUUGUCUGCUUUCCAACAGACACUGGGAGACAAUUUCACCGUUCAGCAGGACAAUAACCUAAAACACAAGGCCAAUUAUACACAAGUUGCUUACCAAGAUGACAAAGGUUCCUGGGUGGCCUAGUUGAAGCUUGAAAAUGUCUAAUGAUCAGCAAACAACCUGAGAGCUUGAAGCUUCUUUUUUUUUUUUUUUUUCAGAAUAAUGGGCAAAUAUUGUACAAUCCAGGUGUGCAAAUCUUUUAGAGACUGACCCAGAAAGACUGUCAGCUCUAAUCACUCUUAGAGACUUACCCAGAAAGACGGAUGUAAUCACUGCCAAAGGUGAUUCUAACGUGAAUUGACUCGGGGUUAAACACUUAUCUAAUCAAGAUACUGUGUAUUUGUGUUUAAUUUUUCAUGUGGAAUAAGUCAAGUGAAUACUUUCUGAAGGAACAUGUUCUGCUGCCUUAGUUUUCAUACUGUUUUGCACUUCACUUCUUCAGCCGCUGUGAGGGUUCUCCUCUCCGGCUUGUUUUUUAGUUGGCCUGAACCCAGGGUAGGUUUCCAGUUGGCCUGAACCCAGGGUAGGUUUCCAGUUGGCCUUAACCCAGGGUAGGUUUUUUAGUUGGCCUUAACCCAGGGUAGGUUUCCAGUUGGCCUUAACCCAGGGUAGGUUUCCAGUUGGCCUUAACCCAGGCUAGGUUUUUAGUUGGCCUUAACCCAUGGUAGGUUUUUAGUUGGCCUUAACCCAGGGUACAUUUCCAGUUGGCCUUAACCCAGGGUAGGUUUCUAGUUGGCCUUAACCCAGGGUAGGUUUCUAGUUGGCCUUAACCCAGGCUAGGUUUUUUAGUUGGCCUUAACCCAGGGUAGGUUUCCAGUUGGCCUUAACCCAGGGUAGGUUUCCAGUUGGCCUUAACCCAGGGUAGGCUUCCAGUUGGCCUUAACCCAGGGUAGGUUUUUAGUUGGCCUUAACCCAGGGUAGGCUUCCAGUUGGCCUUAACCCAGGGUAGGUUUCCAGUUGGCCUUAACCCAGGGUAGGUUUCCAGUUGGCCUUAACCCAGGGUAGGUUUCCAGUUGACCUUAACCCAGGGUAGGUUUUUUAGUUGGCCUUAACCCAGGGUAGGUUUUUUAGUUGGCCUUAACCCAGGGCAGGUUUCCAGUUGGCCUUAACCCAGGGUAGGUUUCCAGUUGGCCUUAACCCAGGGUAGGUUUCCAGUUGGCCUUAACCCAGGGUAGGCUUUUAGUUGGCCUUAACCCAGGGUAGGUUUCCAGUUGGCCUUAACCCAGGGUAGGUUUCCAGUUGGCCUUAACCCAGGGUAGGUUUCCAGUUGGCCUUAACCCAGGGUAGGUUUCCAGUUGGCCUUAUCCCAGGGUAGGUUUCCAGUUGGCCUUAAUCCCAGGGUAGGUUUCCAGUUGGCCUUAACCCAGAAUAGGUUUUUUAGUUGGCCUUAACCCAGGGUAGGUUUUUUAGUUGGCCUUAACCCAGGGUAGGUUUCCAGUUGGCCUUAACCCUCACAGUUGGACCUUUUGAGUACCUGUUACACUCCCACCUCCUGCUAGUGUUUGAUCAGCUGUACUCUUGUCUACUGGCUCCUAAUGCCGGUACGUGUUGAUCUUUGUUUUUUAGCUUACUGCUGUUUUACCUGUACCACAGACGCUGUCACAUGCUAAAUAAAGUACUUUUAGAAUAAAUA
Messenger RNA from Salvelinus fontinalis (brook trout), 4197 nucleotides. RefSeq names its product glycogenin-1-like. Gene Ontology annotation, cellular component: cytoplasm. The transcript is spliced from 8 exons. Gene Ontology annotation, molecular function: glycosyltransferase activity. The record is from RefSeq and is a predicted model, not a curated record. The coding region runs from base 179 to 1270 and encodes 363 amino acids. NCBI's taxonomy places the organism in Eukaryota, Metazoa, Chordata, Actinopteri, Salmoniformes, Salmonidae.